Messenger RNA from Chara braunii, 1275 nucleotides. The record is from the annotation of a GenBank genome assembly. Lineage: Eukaryota; Viridiplantae; Streptophyta; Charophyceae; Charales; Characeae.
UUACUUUUGCGUUACGAAGUUUGCGACUACUCAAGUGAGAGGUGCUUGAAGAUGGGCGACCGAAGAGACUACGACCGUAGGAGGACCAGGUCCGGAAGUGAAGAGAGAGUGAAUAGCAGGGGUUCCGACCGUCAGUAUGACCGAGGAGGCGAGCGUUUCUAUAGGCGAUCUCCCCCAAGAUGCUUCUCUUGUGGAGAACGUGGUCACUAUGCAAAUCAGUGUCGGAACAACAGACCUGCGACCGAGAGCCGCCCGUCGACAUCGCAUGACGUACAAAGAGGCGGAUCAACAUCACCAAGAAGGGAGGGAACGAAGAACGCGAGCGGAUCAUCAUCCCAGGAUUCGGACCUGCGACAGCAACUGGAGGAACUUACUAAGAGCCUGGCUGGUAUGUCUGAGUUCGUCCAAUCUGAGAAAUUGAAGAAGGCGGAGGAGGAGAAAGCGAAGAAAGAGGUGGAGGAGGAGGAACAAAGACUAGCGGCUGAGAAGUUGGAGCAGCAAAGAAAGGAACGUAGAAGAAUGGAAAAGAUACGUAAGGAGAAUGAAAGAUUGGCGGAGAUUGGCAAGAAGGUGGAGCUCCAGAUCGCAAUCAAGACGAGUGAGUUCUUCGACCGGGUUGAAGCAAGUUUGGGACCUGCGUUGACACUAGCCCGUAAGGCGAAGGGUAAGAAACAAGUGGUUCACGUAUUUGACCCUGAACCAAGUUCGGGGAAGGACAGCGACAGCAGUGCAACAAAAGAGAUCCGAGCCAAGACCGGGCGCCUGGCGAUUAACGAGAAGUGGAAACGUGGUCCUGAACCAGAGUUCGAGGACAGCCCUCCGAUGCUGACACCUGGAAAGCGAACACCGGGAAUACCGAAAGAGAAGGCCACUACAGGAGGCACUCGACGUUCCAGAUCUAAGGCGAAAGUUAAGACGAAGUUGUCACCAUACGUUGAGAAGUUGAAGAAGACCCCCGGUCAACCAAGUACAGUGGCGAAGUUGAGGUUUCACAACCAAGCCAUGGAGGAACUUCGUGGUAUGGAUGCGCAAGAAUUGCAAGCGAUCUGCAAAAGUGAAGGACUGGCAUACAAUGACAAAAUUGAUGCCAUUUUUGACAUCGCAAGCUACCGUACAAGAAAGGCCUUCAGAGAAGUGGAGCCGGUCGACCUAUUUGGCCAGAUGAGCCGGAAUGAAGAUGAUUCUACAUCGCUUGAAGACGAGGAUCAAGACCAGGACGCUUGAUGCGUUUACGGAGCUGGAGAGAUAUGGCGCAUCGUCCGGCUGUUGACGAGA